AUGACUGUUCAAACUAAAUUUGCCAAUUUACAAAGGGAAGAACCUGAUCCAAUUAUUAAAACUAUGACUCUUUAUAAAGAGGAUCCAACCCCAAAUAAAGUUGAUGUUAGUAUUGGAGUUUAUAAAGAUCCAAAUGGUGAUUUAUAUACUUUUCCAACAGUUCAAGAAGCAAAGAAUAAAUUACAUGAAAAUGAUCCAGGUCAUAAUUAUACUACUAUGGCAGGAGUACCAGAUUUUAUUAAAGCUGCACAAAAAGUUGUAUUUGGGGAAAAAUUUGCUAAUGAAGGUAAAAUUGCUAGUUUACAAUCUAUUGGAGGUUCAGGAGCUUUACAUAUGGCUAUGCUUUUAAUUGUUCAAUCAGGUUAUAAAAAAUUUCAUGUUGGUGUUCCAACUUGGUCAAAUUAUAUUCAAAUGAUUGAACAUGCAGGUGGUGAAGUUUCUAUUUUUAAUCAUUAUGAUGAAAAAACUAAAAAAAUUAAUUUUGAUGAUGUUAUUUCAACUUUAAAUAAAGUUGAAGAAGGUUCAGUUUUCUUAUUUCAAGCUUGUUGUCAUAAUCCAACUGGGGCUGAUUAUUCAAAAGAUCAAUGGAUUGAAAUUAUUGAUAUUGUUAAAAAGAGAAAUCAUUUAGUUUUAUUUGAUUUAGCAUAUCAAGGAUUUUCAAGUGGUGAUGUUGAUAAAGAUGCUUGGAUUGUACGUUAUAGUUAUGAACAAAAUUUAGAAUUUUUAGUUGCUGAAAGUUUUUCCAAAAAUCUUGGAUUAUAUAGUGAAAGAGUUGGUUGUGCCCAUGUUGUUGUUCAAGAUAAAGAAUAUGUUGCUAAUGCUCAAUCAACAUUAGUUCGUACUUUCCGUCAAGAAGUUUCAUUUGCUCCUGCUUUUGGUGCAAGAAUUGCUGCUUUAGUUGUUAAUGAUGAAAAAUCAAAUAAACAAUGGAAAGAUGAAGUUGCUGCUGUUACUAAAAGAAUGAAAUCUUUAAGACAACAAGUUUAUCAAGAAUUGAAAAAUUUAGGAACCCCAGGUGAUUGGUCAAAUGUUGUUGAACAAAAUGGUUUGUUUUGGUAUAGUGGUUUAACUCCUCAACAAAAUGAUAGAUUGAUUUCAGAACAUCAUGUUUAUUCUACUAGUAUUGGUAGAGUUAAUAUUGCUGGUUUGAAUGAUCAAAAUGUUGGUUAUUUCUGUAAAGCUAUUGAUGAAGUUGUCAGACAUAAAUAUUAG
Candida tropicalis MYA-3404 is the source of this 1212-nucleotide messenger RNA. It is a transcript of the gene AAT22, whose product is annotated as Aat22p. The coding region runs from base 1 to 1212 and encodes 403 amino acids. Lineage: Eukaryota; Fungi; Ascomycota; Pichiomycetes; Serinales; Debaryomycetaceae. The record is from RefSeq and is a predicted model, not a curated record. Gene Ontology annotation, molecular function: L-aspartate:2-oxoglutarate transaminase activity; pyridoxal phosphate binding. The transcript has a single exon. Gene Ontology annotation, biological process: L-aspartate biosynthetic process. Gene Ontology annotation, cellular component: cytosol.